Actinia tenebrosa (Australian red waratah sea anemone) is the source of this 2445-nucleotide messenger RNA. RefSeq names its product pre-mRNA splicing regulator USH1G. Gene Ontology annotation, molecular function: protein binding. NCBI's taxonomy places the organism in Eukaryota, Metazoa, Cnidaria, Anthozoa, Actiniaria, Actiniidae. The record is from RefSeq and is a predicted model, not a curated record.
CGAUCCGUUGAGCGUAACGUAUGGACCUACCACAUUUGAUAAUUGAUUCUGAGAACUUAUUAUUUAAAUAAGUAUCCCUUGUGAAUGAGAUAGGGAAGUUAAAGCUCCAUCAUGGUAGAGCCGUACCACAAAGCUGCCAGAGACGGCAUUGUCGAUCUACUAAAGACAGCUACGAAGCGAGAUACGAAUCGUAAAGACGAAGAUGGUAUGACUCCCGUUCAUUAUGCCUCGAGUUGUGGAAACGUUGAAGCCCUUCGAUUAUUAGUAGGAAAAGGGGGGGAUCCUGACAAGCCAAAUUAUGAUGGGGCAUCAGCUGUGCAUCUCGCAGCAUCCUGUGGUCAGCUUAACUGUUUGUCGUUUUUAACCAACUUUGGGUGCAAUAUUUGGGCAUUAAACAAUGAUGGUCGGACUCCCUUAGAAGAUGCAGCAUAUCAUGGCCGUAUGGAAUGUGUUCGACAUCUUGACGGACUGAUUGCAAUCCAGAUGCUUCGAGAUAAAAAAGGAGUGGAAAAACAGAAACUCCAUGCAAAACGGGAAGCCAUUAAGAGAGUAAAAAAGCAAAGAAAACUGCAACAAGAAAGAAACAAGGCAUACGAGAAGAAAGUGAAAAAUGAAUUAAAAGAUAAAUAUGAUCAACUGGGAAAUGGAAACAUGGGAGAGGAAGAUGACAAUUUGGGAAAGCAAAGUGCAAUAUCUAUGACAAAUGGACGGUCACGAACUUUCUCCGAGUUGGCAGGGGGGCAUGGGUUUGAUGACAACAGUGACCAGUGGGAAGCCCAAAAUGCAACUUCACAUGUUUAUUCUGACACAUACUCUGAAAGGUCAAAUCUAUUCAAAGCACUCAAAGGUAAAAUUCAUGAUACUCUGCAGAGAAAAAAACCAGGCAAUACUUUAAAUCCUGAAACAAAGCGUCCAUCCCUAAGCCAACCAAAUUUGAUUUUCAAACCAGGUCCAAUGGCCACUUCAAAGUCUCUUGAUGACUUAGAUGUUAUUAAAGAAACAUCAUCCCAACUUCAAGAUGGAUCCGAGAGCUUGGUGUCGGAUGAUUCCGACUGUGAUAAUCUUAGUGCAACAUCAGGACACAUAAUAAAGAAAUACGAUGACAAGGGGAAUGUUUCCACAGAAAUUCUUUAUCCAUCUGUGUCAAGCAAGUCAAAUGGUAGCAUGAAAAGCCAUAAAAGUCAAAACAGCCAAUCCUCUCGAAAGAGCAGCACAAGUAAUGAUCAUGAUCAAGAAAGCUUGCAGUCGGCAGGAUUUGAAGAAGACAACUAUUCAGCAGAAACUGAGGUUUCUGAUGACAUGAGAGCUGUUGUUACUUUUCUCUCAGGGUUGAACUUAGAACAGUUCUCUACUUCAUUUCUCAAAGAGAGUAUCGAUCUUAAUGCGUUAAUGCUGUGCUGCGAUAAAGACCUACAGGAGCUAGGCCUUCCCCUCGGUCCACGACGCAAGAUCUUAGAAGCAGUGAAAAGAAGGAAGUUGGCUUUCAAAAGCCCAGGACUUAUGACUGAUUCAAAAAUUUAGAAUUAAAUUAAAAAUCUGAAAUAGCUAAAUUAACAAAAUAAAAAAGCUACUUUUUUAUAGACCAGCACAAUUAAGUUGCACCAAGGAGUUCAAAUUAUAGUGAAACUGCAAGGCAUUUAAUGCAAAGAAAAUAUUAAGAGUAUAGUUAAGCCCCACUUAAUGGACUGUAACUGCUUAUUAGAAAGACAUUCUGUUGUUAUGAAACCUUUUUUUGUUUUGCUCAGUGGUGAUACAAAAAUUAACCUGCUUAAUACUGAUACCUUGUUAUUACAUUAUAAUCUUGGCCCCCAGGCUUAUGUAGUAACAGGGAUUAACCAAUUCUAAUGAAGAGCUAAUGAAGGAAUGUUUAAUGAUAACUUGUGUGUUACAGUUAUGUACCAUUAGUGUUCUCUGUGAUUAGCAUUCUCUGCAACCAGUUUGAGUGUCUUCCUGCAACACCUUUGGUGGCAGAGGAAUACAAUAUGUGACGACACUAAAACCAGCUGUCAAAAGGAGACUAGGAAUUCUUUAUCCUUAAAAAUAUCAGCAAAGUCAAGUACAUUAAAAAAUCACACGUCCAAACUGAAAUAAAAAAAUCACCUAAGUUCUCUAGAUAAAAGAAACAAAUUGCAAUCCAUACGAUGAGGCAGUCCCUAAAACAGUAAUUACACAACAUGGACAACUCGAUGCAUUAAUUUUACAAUAUAACAGCACUAGAUAAGGUACAGCCUCAAACUUCAGUGUUGGAAACUAAGUUUAAUCUCAAAACCAUCCUGAUUACAAGUUAAAAAUCUUUUUUUUAAACCAAAGUUCUGUUCAUUCCUAGCCUACUUGCAUGUAAACCAUUUUUUUAGCAAAUAUUAAUAUAUAAUAUUGCAGUCAUUGAGUGAAUUUAUAGUAUUAAGAUUGUAUCGGUGAAUAAACAGUUCUACAUUGUGUGUUUAA